UCACACCAUCCACACCCUCUUCCCCCAGUACAAACAGCAGCAACAUGCCAAGGAGCCAUGGCAAUGAUCUCAGGCUUGUGCAAGCCAUGCUGGUGAAUCGUGGCUCGGGGCUUGACUAAUAUUAGCUAGAGAGGUGUUGCCUGAGGGCUCUACCUGAGCAUAGACUCCACCCCACUGACAGCUACACAGAGAGAGAGACAGACAUACAGGACUGAUCAGGUACAACGCCUGUAGUCCUCAGACACGCUGACACCAUUCACGCCAUCAUCUGAGGCCGAGGACGGCUUCACGCAGUCAGGAAACUUCACUCUGUGACCACCGACAGACAGACAGGACUGAUAAACCUCAGCAGAGUCAACAUGGAAACCCGGCAAGAGAGAAAACCGAAGAAGCCACAUUACAUUCCCCGUCCUCCUGGCAAGCCCUUCAAAUACCAGUGCUUCCAAUGUCCCUUCACCUGCAAUAUCAAGUCCCAUCUCUUUAACCACAUGAAGUACAACCUGUGCAAGAACUCCAUCUCUCUGGUGUCUCAGCGUGGGGAACAGACAGGGAGAGCACCCAGAGCGUCACAGCACAGCAUCUCCUCCAGACAAGUACACACAGAACCCUCAAUGCCUGCAAAACCCAGUCCGAUCCGACCAGACCAUGCCAACAGCAAAAUCCUAGUUGCGGAAAAGCUGGAUGUGUUACCCGUCCAAGAUGUGGCAGGGGAAGACAACAGAGAAGGAAAUGGGAGUCCUGUAAAGAAAAUUACAGAAAUUUCUUCUGAGCUGAUCAGCAGUAAAAGCGGGGAUCUUGGUACUGUUGAGACUACGAUAAAGAGCACUUCAUCGUCUGCCUUUUCUCCUGUUCAACGAAAAUGUGAAAACGAGACCCAGCCUCCACCUAAAGCAGAUCAAGCUUCUUCACACAUGCCCAUUCACCCUUCUUUCCAACCUGGGCCCACCUGGGGGCCACGAGCCACUUCUGUGCCCCUCAAACCCCCUGGAGAUUACCCACCAUACAUGCUCCCUGAAAAAACCACACAUGCCUUUUACCAAACCUACUUGCAGAAUCAAAGCAUCCCACCAGCCUACUGUCUGAGCCUUCAAGAGCACAACAGACCCCUUGUACCAGCACCUCUAAUUCCACCCAAUCACCCUGCUCUCCUUCAACCAUACCCAUACAGAUACAGCCACUCCUUUCUCCAAGUUCCACCCUUACCUUACGGUGUUUAUCCUCCUGAACACAUGCCAUCUUUACAGGGUCCGAGGUACAUCCCCAUGGAGAUGUUCUCUCACGGCUUUGAGUCCAGGGACUAUGGAAGGUACACCUAUAUCCAGACAGGUUCCUAUAGCAGGCCGUCAGAAGCCAAAGGGAACCAACAGCAUGGAGGAGAGAGGGCUACCCGCCAGAGCCCGAUGGCUGGCUGCGCUGCAUCAGGGUCUCCAGACAGGCCGUGCAUUGCGGAUAUGACUCAGCACCAUUCCAUCAACCCACAGCACUCUGCUCAUAGUGAACCACAGCCUACCUGCCAAUCAGACUGCACCACUUCAGGAAGGGGGCCAAUGACAGAACCAGAGAGAUUAUUGAGGAAUCUGUAUACCAAACAGCAAGAGAGCAGUACACAAACGCAAAGAAGAGAUAUUGUGGAAAGUACUACUCUCAGAUCUGUGCAAUGCUCUGGCUCUUUAUCAGAGGAAGCUGAGGAUGAAGACAGUGAUGAUGAUGCAGCAGCUCCUCUAAACCUGUCAAACAGGGAUCGGAACAGAUCCAUCCACACGGUUAACCACGUAUCUGAUGAAGAGAUCAACUCAGAGUCAGAAAGCAAUGAUGAAUACGCCCCUCUGGACCUCUGUCUCCGUGUCCAAUCCAAUAACCAGAUCCAGACAGGUUCUACCAUGAGCUCGGAGGAGGUACCUGAACAAGUCAGUGUCGGACAAGUUCAGACAACUCCAUCUGAGCAAGAGCAGUGUGACCGCAGACACUCUGCAGCGUUUGCCCUCUGCCAGCUGGCAAGUUUCAGCAACAUCAGUACCACUGAGCUUCCUUCAGAAAAACACACAGACACUCAAAGCCCAGGCUCCCAACAACAUCCUGCCCCAGACCAGGCUCCUAAUGGGGACACUCCUGGCACAGGCAAGUUUGAGCAGGACACUGCAACCCAGGGGCAAGAACAAGCAAGCAACGAGGCCAAAAAAACAACCAAUAAGAGAGUGAGGGUGAAUAAGCUGGUCCGGGACAAGAGGCGGAGAACCCAGAACUGCUGACUGGCGUUUGGGGGGGGAGGGAUCUUUUGCAAAUCCUUAUGCAAGCCUUUGAGCUGGUGAAUGUUGCCGCGCAAUCACAGACUUACCUUUGAUAUGUAUGUUUUGUAUAUAUCAUCAUGUCUUACGUACAGCAUCCUCCGAUAAGUCAGACUUCAGAGUGCAUGUUUAAACUGGCAUUAUACUAUCAUGACAUAUGUUCAAACAUUUAAUUUUUGUGCAGUAAAUAAAGUAUUUGUAAACUGUAGACUGUGUUUGUACUUGUUGACAAAAAUUGUAAGAUCUUGUUUUGCCCAGCUUAUCAUUCUAUUCCAUCAACUGUCACUGUGAUUCAAGGAAGGGAAUGAUACCAGGUAAAGCGUCCCCAUUUCUGAUAAAGAAAUAUGAUAAUAUCCUCACAGUAAGACAUUAAAUGGACCCACCAUCUGAAAGACGUGAAGGAAGCAGCAAUCCUCUGCGACCGAGUUCUGCUAGGGCAAGGCAACCCCCAUGCCAUGCAUUCUCCGUCUCCUGGAAGCU
Messenger RNA from Neoarius graeffei (lesser salmon catfish), 2765 nucleotides. RefSeq names its product zinc finger protein 750 (gene znf750). The coding region runs from base 360 to 2249 and encodes 629 amino acids. Gene Ontology annotation, molecular function: DNA-binding transcription activator activity, RNA polymerase II-specific; promoter-specific chromatin binding; RNA polymerase II cis-regulatory region sequence-specific DNA binding. Gene Ontology annotation, cellular component: nucleus. Gene Ontology annotation, biological process: positive regulation of transcription by RNA polymerase II; epidermis development. The record is from RefSeq and is a predicted model, not a curated record. NCBI's taxonomy places the organism in Eukaryota, Metazoa, Chordata, Actinopteri, Siluriformes, Ariidae. The transcript is spliced from 3 exons.